CGGCAGUACAAGGAGGAAUCACUGAUCUCAUACGAUGGCUAACCUUAGCUUGGUUGUCAAAAAAACGACAGCCGUCAAACGCUCUACACCAUCAACAACAUGGCCAUACGUAGAAAAGACAGCUUUCUCUGGGGGAAAGCUCCACCAAAACUCCCCCCAGGAGAGAGGCAGAGUGAAACAAUCAAGAUUCACAAGUUUGAGCUGCUGGAUGACAUUCAGAAGCUGAGGUUGGAAAUCAAUCACGUCAUGCCAGAAAUCCACAGGCCUGAACUAAAGGAGCAGAAUAAAAAUGUUUUAAGGAACAGAAGUUUCUUACGUGGGAAAAAGAAAUUCAACAUGGAUCCCAAAAAGGGUGUCCUCUACCUGAUUGAAAAUGGCCUGCUGGAAUGGCGUGCAGAGUCGGUGGCCGAGUUUCUUUACAAAGAGGAGGGACUGAACAAGACGGCCAUUGGCAACUUCUUGGGAGAAAGGGAGGAAAUGCAUCUGCAAACACUGAAAGCCUUUGUGGGCCUGCAUGAAUUUUCAGACCUGAAUCUGGUGCAGGCGCUGAGGCAGUUUCUGUGGAGCUUUCGUCUCCCAGGAGAAGCUCAGAAAAUUGACAGGAUGAUGGAGGCGUUUGCAACUCGCUACUGUGACUGUAAUCCAGGGGUCUUCCAAUCCACAGACACAUGCUACAUCCUGUCUUUUGCCAUCAUCAUGCUGAACACGAGCCUCCACAACCCCAACGUGAAAGACAAACCCAGUCUGCAGCGAUUUUUUUCCAUGAACAGAGGAAUCAACAACGGGGAGGACCUGCCCACCGAGCUGCUCACGAAACUGUAUGCAAGCAUCCGCAGUGAACCAUUCAAAAUCCCAGAGGAUGAUGGAAACGACCUCACGCUGACGUUUUUUAAUCCAGACAGAGAAGGCUGGCUGCUUAAAAUGGGUGGCCGAGUUAAAACCUGGAAGAGGAGGUGGUUCAUUUUGACAGACAGCUGCCUGUACUACUUUGAAUACACCACAGAUAAAGACCCAAUUGGGAUUAUUCCCCUGGAGAACUUGUGUGUCAGGAAGCUACAAGACACAAGCAAAACGUAUUGUCUGGAGUUAUAUAACCCCCAAGGACAGAAGAUAAAAGCCUGCAAGACGGAGAACAAAGGCCGAGUGGUGCAGGGUAAACAUCAGUCCUAUAAGCUCAGUGCAGCCACUGCAGAAGAACGGGACAACUGGAUAGAAGCGAUCACGGCGAGUAUCACCAAGGACCAUUUUUAUGACCUGGUGUCUCUACGAAAGAGGAAGGUCAUUAACAACACUUCCUCGUAGGACUGAAACACAAGACAUUAGUGUAAACAACUGAGUUGUAUCCUCAAUGUGUUUUUUUUUGUUUGUUUGUUUGUUUUUUUGUGGAUGAAUCAUUUUCUUCAGGAAAAAUAAAACCAAAGCUUAAUCACACAGCAUUUCGCACAAAAUGUACAAAUUGGGAACUAACACUUGUGAAAACAAGUUAAAGAAGAAAAGUGAGCUAUUUGUGGCUUGCAAUGUAAAGCCUUCACAUUACUUCUGCAAACUGCACGCACCAGUACUCUCUCAGCAGGAUUGUCAGCCCCUGAAGUCAAACAUGCUGCGGUGGCGGGGCCAAAGGUGACAGAUUGUUGGCUUGGCAAAACAACGACCACAGAGACAUAAAACGACCACAAAGACAUUUUUAAGGCUUUAAAUCCAUUCCAUCUCUCAACAUUAUUACACUUCUGUCACAUGCUGUAGUAUUUCCACACUCCUAUUUUUAGUUUUAUGUUUCUAUAUUUUCUCUAUUUAUAUGAUUUCUAUUUGUUAAAUGCCUUGUUACGUGAGCAUCUGUGACGAAAAGAGUAUGUAGCACUUUGUUAAACCUUUUCUGGGUGUUUUCAUUGGAGAUUUUCUAGACAAAAUAUAAAUCUUUUAAAAAAGUUUUACACUUUUCUAACUUCACUUAAGUAAAUCCUGUAAGUAGUUUCCUCUCUACAGUAUACUGCUUAAUUACUGAUCAACUGUUGUAAAUAGGGGAUUAAAGAUUCUGUAAAGUUUUAAAAUUAAGUUAUGAAUACUUUUAAUUGCACAGUGUAUUUUUAUUGAGCUUUACUGUAUAUAUAAAUUAAAUACUUUUUGAUUGAAAACUCAAACUAC
Molecule: messenger RNA, 2142 nt
Organism: Micropterus dolomieu (smallmouth bass)
Lineage: Eukaryota; Metazoa; Chordata; Actinopteri; Centrarchiformes; Centrarchidae
Product: cytohesin-2-like
Exons: 14
Coding region: 100-1302 (400 amino acids)
Biological process (GO): regulation of ARF protein signal transduction
Molecular function (GO): guanyl-nucleotide exchange factor activity
Source: RefSeq, a predicted model, not a curated record